Molecule: messenger RNA, 2021 nt
Organism: Oryza brachyantha (malo sina)
Lineage: Eukaryota; Viridiplantae; Streptophyta; Magnoliopsida; Poales; Poaceae
Product: cytochrome P450 94B3-like
Exons: 2
Coding region: 66-1616 (516 amino acids)
Molecular function (GO): iron ion binding; heme binding; monooxygenase activity
Source: RefSeq, a predicted model, not a curated record
AAGAAGCAACAGGCCUGGAAUCUCCGUCAACUCGUGAAUCCCAAAUUGCCAAUCACCGAUUCACCAUGGACAUGGAGCUAUCGUUGACCUCAUCGGUUCCCCUGUUCCUCCUCUUGCUGCUUCCUGUGCUCUGCUUCCUCUGCCUGCGCCGCCAUGGCACCGGGAAGCAGAUUAGUGCCGGCGGCCUCAAGGCCUACCCCGUCGUCGGCACGCUGCCGCACUUCGUCAAGAACCAGCACCGCCUCAUCGAGUGGUCGGCCGGCGUCGUGGCGCGCUGCCCCACGCACACCAUGUCCUUCAACUUCAAGAGCUUCGGCCUCAUGGCCGGCGCCAUCACUGCCAACCCAGCCAACGUCGAGUACGUCGUCAAGACCAACUUCCAGAACUACCCCAAGGGGGAGUACGUGGUGUCCGUCAUCGAGGACUUCCUCGGCCAUGGCAUCUUCAACUCCGACGGCGACCAGUGGCUGUGGCAGCGGAGGGCCGCCAACUACAAGUUCAGCAAGCGGUCGCUGAGGAACUUUGUAGUGAGCGCCGUCCGGUUCGAGGUCGUCGACCGGCUGCUUCCGCUGCUCGAGCGGGCGGAGCGCGACGGCCGGACGCUGGACUUGCAGGACGUGCUGGAGCGCUUCGCGUUCGACAAUGUCUGCUGCGUCGCGUUCGACGAGGACCCGGCGUGCCUCACCGAGGAGGGCAUGGGGGUGAACGGGCGGACAGAGUUCCUGCGCGCCUUCAACGACGCGCAGAGCAUCGUCAUGGUGCGGUUCAUGUCGCCGGUCAAGUGGGCGUGGCGCGCCAAGAGGCUGCUCGAUUUGGAGCCGGAGCGGCGGAUGCGCGAGGCGCUCGCCACAAUCCAUGGCUACGCCGACAGGAUCGUCCGCGAGCGGAGGGAGAGGGGCGCGUCCGGGCUGGCGCGCAAGGACGACUUCCUGUCGCGCUUCGCCGCGAACGGCGAGCACAGCGACGAGAGCCUCCGCGACGUGGUCACCAACUUCGUCCUCGCCGGGCGCGACACGACGUCGUCGGCGCUGACCUGGUUCUUCUGGCUGCUGUCCGGCCGGCCCGACGUGGAGGACAGGGUCGUUCGCGAGAUCCGCGCGGUGCGCGCGGCGAGCGGGAGCACGGACGCGGCGUUCAGCUUCGACGAGCUGUGGGAGAUGCACUACCUGCACGCGGCCAUCACGGAGUCGAUGCGGCUGUACCCGCCGGUGGCCAUGGACACUCACUGCUGCCAGAACGACGACGUCUUGCCGGACGGCACGUUUGUCGGCAGAGGUUGGCAGGUCACCUACAGCGCGUACGCCAUGGCGCGCUUGGAGGAGAUAUGGGGCAAGGACUGCGAGGAGUACCGGCCGGAGCGGUGGCUCGAUGAGGACGGCGUGUUCCGGCCGGAGAGCCCGUUCAAGUACCCCAUCUUCCACGGCGGGCCUCGGAUGUGCCUCGGCAAAGAGAUGGCCUACAUACAGAUGAAGUCUAUCGUGGCGUGCGUGUUCGAGAGGUUCAGCUUCAGGUUCGUCGGCGGCGAGGGACGGCCAGGGCUUGUGUUCUCGGUGACCUUGAGGAUGGAAGGCGGCUUGCCGGUGCAAGUGAAGAAGAGGCGGGACUCACUCUCUUAGCAUGCAAAUGUUCUCUUUGCUACUUGUUACUCCUCAUCCAUUCCAGGUUAAGUUCUGGAUAGUAUCCAUUUUGUGCCUAAUAGUGGCAAAUUAUGAGGCCAGUAUCCAUUUUGUGCCUAAUAGUGGCAAAUUAUGAGGCCACAAAAGAUUGGAUGUGCAAUCAGGUUAUUUUUACAAAGAUAAGUGUGUGACUAAUAAAUUGGAAGUUUGGAACAGAGGUGGAUAAAUUGUGUUACCCAAUGAAAUAUGGAGUGAUUAUGAGAUAGAUACGGGCUUGAUUAGUUGAUUAAGCCAGAAAAGAAAAUGGACUCCUACUACAGAACAGAAAAGUUAUGAGUUUAUGUGAGCAACUGUUUCAACAGCUCAAGUUACUAUUUAGGCCAUUUAACAUAAUGUGUGCUCAGA